AUGAAUGGGUUCGACCUUGCCGGUCGUCCCAUCCGUGUCGGUCUCGGAAACGAUAAGUUCACCCCAGAGAGCACUGCCAACUUGUUGCAGAGAUUUUCAGGCCGCGAACAGCCCUUCCAGGGCUCUGCCUUUUCCGGCGCCGGUGGCCGUGGACCCCAGAACUCGACGUUCGACCGCGCGGGCGGCCGCGACAGCGAAAAGUCGGGCGGCGCCAGUGCCCUCGACGACACGGAUGUUGCCGGUGUCAACUUUAACAACUACAGUCGUGAUGCCCUCAUGAGGAAGCUUGCCAGGACUGACGACGCGAGCAACGCCGUAGAUGAGCGCCAGACGCUGAAGCCCAAGUCGGAGACUAAGCCUCUCCCGGUCAACGUGAACAUGGCGAGUCGUUGCGUUGUGCUGCACAACAUGUUUGAUCCCGAAGAGGAAGAGGGUGAGGACUGGGCCAAGGAGCUCGAAGAUGACGUGCGCCAGGAGGCCGAGAGCAAGUACGGCCGCGUCGUUCACAUCUCGGUAGACCCCAACUCCAAGGGCGACAUUUAUCUCAAGUUCGACAAGGUGCAGGGUGGAGAGAAUGCCAUCAAGGGAUUGAACGGCCGUUACUUCGGCGGCAGGAUGAUCGACGCGUCACCUGUUGUAGAUGCGGUCUACAGCAGUUUGUUCUCUCGCACCAGAGCGAUCUAGAAGCUAAUGUUCGCCACUUCAAAAUGCGGCUUUAGGACUCAUCAGUGUUCUAGUGCUCUUCCCCGGUCUAUCUCUCGAUGACGACGACCACUUUCGAACGCCCAAGGGAAUAAACAGCCGCCUUUCGGAACCGGACGUUGGGAGGAAAUUUGUUUUUGUGUUCUAUCUUGUGGCCCGUGGUAUCGGAUGUUCUGGUAUCAGCCUUCGAUCGCGCCCCGUCCCGACUGGCUCCCGCUACCUUACUAUUUAACAGGACUCUUACAUCGACUCGACUCGACGUACAGGAUCUCUUCCAGCCCAGCUCAGAUGCGCAUGUGGCGGUUGUUCUGUGCGCGGCCGCUCUAGGUUUCCGGGCUCGUAAAUCGAAGCGGUCUCUUGGCUGAUUGUGUGUAGCUUAGGUCUUAAAACACUCCGACGCUGCUUUACGGCGUUUGCGGUAAUGUCUUUUUCUUGCUCAAUGAAGGAAACAAAAAUUCUGUC
Verticillium alfalfae VaMs.102 is the source of this 1164-nucleotide messenger RNA. Its product is annotated as RNA-binding protein rsd1. Gene Ontology annotation, biological process: mRNA processing. NCBI's taxonomy places the organism in Eukaryota, Fungi, Ascomycota, Sordariomycetes, Glomerellales, Plectosphaerellaceae. The record is from RefSeq and is a predicted model, not a curated record. Gene Ontology annotation, molecular function: RNA binding. Gene Ontology annotation, cellular component: nucleus. The coding region runs from base 1 to 684 and encodes 227 amino acids. The transcript is spliced from 3 exons.